Messenger RNA from Saccostrea echinata, 2541 nucleotides. RefSeq lists its product as uncharacterized. The record is from RefSeq and is a predicted model, not a curated record. Lineage: Eukaryota; Metazoa; Mollusca; Bivalvia; Ostreida; Ostreidae. Bases 1 to 2541 code for a protein of 846 amino acids. The transcript has a single exon.
AUGUCAACAGAUGUCAAAACUACAUGCAAGUUCUCCAAACCUCACAUCACUGCCUUUAGUGAUAAAUGGGCCGGAGAAACAACCUGUGCUAUGGCAAUAAUUCCAGUGAGAGUAAAACUGAAAAAUAAACCGUAUAGCAUAGAAACUUAUGCAUUCUUUGACUCUGGCAGCAGUGUGUCAUUUUGUACAGAAAACAUAAUGCAUAGGCUUGGAGCAAAUGGCAAGAAGAAACAAAUCACUAUAAAGACAAUGGGGAAUUCUCAGAGAUUGAACACAUAUGUUAUCAGUGGUUUGCAAGUGUGUGGACUUUCAAUGGAACAUGUGAUUGAUCUACCGAAUGUGUAUACAAAGGAACAUAUGCCUGUAUCAAAAGAACACAUUCCAACGCAGCAAGAGUUAAAACAGUGGCCACAUCUCUCAACAAUUCAAACAUCAGAAAUAGAUGCAGAAAUUGGAAUUAUGAUUGGAAAUAACAUUCCAGAUGCCUAUUCUCCAUUCGAAGUAAUUGCUGGGCCAAGUGGUUCUCCCCACGCAACAAGGACACGACUAGGAUGGAUAGUAUGGAAUGUCAUUAGAGAAAAUGCAUCAGAUACAUAUGACGUAAACAAAGUAGCUAUAGAAGAUGCUCAGGAAAGAGACAGAAACUUAGAAAAGAUGGUGAAAGAUUCCAUAAACUAUGACUUUCCAGAACGUCUUGUGGAUGACGUAAAAGAAAACUCUUUAGGAGAUAAGAGCUUCUUAACUCAAGUUUCAGAAUCUAUUCACAUUCAGGAUGGUCAUUACUCAAUUGGACUUCCGUUUAAGGAUCCCUUAGUUCAGUUACCCAACAAUAUCAUGCAAGGAUUUCAGAGACUUGGGAGUCUAAAGAAGAAACUGAUAAAGGAUCCAAAGGUUAGAGAUGACUAUGUGACUUUUAUGAACAAGCUGUUUGAGAAGGGAUAUGCAGAACCUGUUCCACAAAGUCAGCUACAAAGAGAGGCUGGCAGAGUGUGGUACCUACCGCACCACGGAGUUUACAACAAUAAAAAACCAGGGAAGAUUAGAGUUGUGUUUGACUGCUCUGCAGUGUAUAUGGGGAUUUCACUAAACAGCCAGUUACUCCAAGGACCCGACCUAACAAAUAGUUUACUUGGUGUACUUUUAAGAUUUCGUCAGGAGAAAAUUGCUAUACAAGGAGAUAUUGAGGCUAUGUUUCACCAAGUAUUAAUCCCCGAACAAGAUCGAAACUGUCUAAGAUUUCUGUGGUGGAAGGAUGGCAAUCUAGAUGCCAUCCCUGAACAAUACAUAAUGAAAGUUCACAUCUUUGGAGCCACUUCCUCUCCAACUUGCUGUAACUAUGCACUACAACAGACAGCUAAAGAAUAUGGUUCCGACUUUGAUCCUACAGUGGUGACCACAGUACUCAAGGAUAUGUAUGUAGAUGACUGUUUGGCUUCGGUUGACACAGAGAAGAAAGCGGCCCUACUCAUUAAAGGUCUGUCUACACUUUGUAGCAAAGGUGGUUUUCAUCUGACAAAAUGGAUUAGUAACUCAAAACAAGUCUUAGAAUCUGUUCUAGAAGAUGAUCGAGCUAAAGAUGUGCAGGAAUGGAACCUUGAAGGUGAAAGUGAAACACUCGUAGAACGUGCACUAGGUGUGUACUGGCUUGCUAACAGUGACCAUUUAGGAUUCCUGAUAAACAUUAAAAAUCAGCCAACAACCAGAAGAGGAAUUCUAUCAAUAGUGAGCUCAAUAUUUGAUCCUCUUGGUAUCGUGUCACCUUUUGUGAUGACAGCAAAGACACUUCUUCAAAAAAUGUGCAAAAAUUCAAUUGGAUGGGAUGAAGAGAAUACAGGAAGUCAGCUUAAGGACUGGAAAAAUUGGCUGACGCAAGCAAAGGAACUUGAAAAUGUAACACUUGAAAGAUGCUACAAGCCACAAGACUUCGGGAGAACGACAUGUCAGGAGUUGCAUUGUUUUGCAGAUGCCAGUGAAGUUGGAAUAGGAGUUGUUAUAUAUCUACGACUCAUCAGUGAGACUGGAAAAAUCCACUGUUCCUUUGUUCUUGGAAAGUCACCGUUAAAAACAGUGACGAUACCGAGGCUUGAGUUGACGGCAUCAACUUUAGCAGUGAAAUUAUGCAAGAUAGUUACAAAACAGUUGGAUAACCAAGUUGAUCAAGUUUACUUCUGGACAGAUAGCAUGUCAGUUCUUCGUUACAUAAAUAACACAAAAACUCGUUUUCAAACAUUUGUUGCCAAUAGGCUUGCCAUAAUUCAUGCAGCAACUACAGUCAACCAGUGGCACUAUGUCAACUCUAAAGAUAAUCCAGCAGACUGUGUGUCAAGGGGAAUACUAGUAGUAAGUAGAUUUCUUGACUCAGCAGCAUGGUUCAGUGGUCCUGAGUGGUUAUGGAAACCGGAUGUUUCAUGGCCGUCUUCUGAAAUCAUUAGUGAUUCGUCAGAAAUUGACAGUGCUGAAAUAAAGGACAGCAUCAACACAGCAGUUAAAACAGAAACAGUGGAAGGAAUGGAAAGAUUACUCCAGCACUUCUCUUCCUAG